This is a messenger RNA of Raphanus sativus (radish), 2317 nucleotides long. RefSeq lists its product as uncharacterized. The coding region runs from base 413 to 2110 and encodes 565 amino acids. The transcript is spliced from 10 exons. Lineage: Eukaryota; Viridiplantae; Streptophyta; Magnoliopsida; Brassicales; Brassicaceae. The record is from RefSeq and is a predicted model, not a curated record.
AACCAGCUAGCUCAAGAACUCGUCACUAACUCAGAUCUUAUUACAUCUUCAUUCACCUCCUAGAAAGUAUACUUUUCAUUUCUCAAUUUCUAAAUCUAAAGACAUCAUAAAUGGUUGAUAUCAAGUCGUUAUCUACUACUUCUUCACCUCCAAUGAGAGAUUCUGUAGUUUCUUGACUUUCUUCCUUGCUCUGUUCGAGACUAUAUGACCAAAGUCAACCUAUACAUACACCAACCAUACAUUAUAUGGAUUAUAUAAAAAAUGGUGGUUCUUUUGGAAACAUAAGCUUCAACUAAACUAUUUCUCUGCUUCCGGGUCGCUUUACCUUCAAGUUUUCCCGCUCUGUGUUCAUAAAACAAAGAUUAGAGUGGAGAGAAAGUAAAAGUUGAAGAUAGAGAGAGAGAGAGAAGCUAUGAACACUAGUGUUCGAGCUGCUCUUUCCUCCAUGAAAGCUCCUUCAAAGCAUGUCACCACUCAAGAAGAGAAGAAGAAGAAGAAGAUGGAGUCUCAAGGCAAUGGAGGUCUAGCUAACUUAGGGAAGUCUCUUGCUAAUAGGCGCCGAGCUAACAGAGAAAAGAAAAUGGAUUUGCUGCAAGAUGUUGAUAAGCUAAAAAGGAAGCUGAGACAUGAGGAGAAUGUCCAUAAAGCAUUGGAGAGAGCUUUCACUAGACCUUUAGGAGCUUUACCUCGUCUUCCUUCUUAUCUCCCUCGACAUACACUGGAGCUUCUCGCUGAAGUAGCUGUUCUUGAAGAGGAAGUAGUUCGGUUAGAAGAGCAAGUUGUAAGCUUCAGACAAGGUCUAUACCAAGAAGCUGUUCACAUUUCUUCCAAGAGGAACCUUGAGAGUCCUAAUAACAACGAGAAUUCUCCUGUUAGAAGCACUAAACACCAGAGAUCUAAAUCCAUGUCACAACAUGAGUUGAAAGCUAUGAUCACUCCUCAGAAAAAGCAUCAACAGUCUCUUAGUCUCAGCAGAAGCAUCUCAAGUAGGAAACUCUUCUCCUCUGAUCAGACAGUUAGUGGCAAACAAGCGUCGCCUAAACCAAAUGUAAGCAGUGUUAAGCCAGUGGAUGUGAGAGGGAAAGAGAAUCAGACCUCUAGUAACGGUUUAAAAGACAAGAAGGAUACAGAAUCACUUGAUAAGAGACUUAAGAAGGUAGAUGAUAGAUUAGCAGACCAAGACAAGGCACAGGAGAGUGUCUCGGAACCGCUGCAAAGUGGAACUGCAGCAAACAGAGUUUCAGAGGAUUUACUGAAAUGCCUAGUGAGUAUUAUCUUGAAGAUUAGCUCGUCCAAGGACAUUGUGUUGGAUCCAUAUAGUAACUGUUCAGAAUGGAGAACAAGAGAACUUGGUGCAUACAAGAGUCUCUGUUCUGUUGAUGCAUCUUCCAUUGAUCUUGGGAGAAAAAUCAAUGCUUUAUUUCUGAUCCAUCGUCUCAAGUUCCUGCUUAAUAAGCUUUCCAUUGUAAAUCUAGAUGGUCUUAGCCACCAGCAGAAGCUUGCGUUCUGGAUAAAUACCUACAAUUCAUGUGUGAUGAAUGCUUUCUUGGAGCAUGGGAUCCCUGAGACCCCUGAGAUGGUUGUAGCCCUUAUGCAAAAGGCAACAAUAGUUGUAGGAGGACACUCACUUAAUGCUAUCACAAUAGAACACUUUAUCUUGAGACUUCCAUAUCACUUAAAAUUUAAGAAGACUUGUCCCAAAACUGCAACACAUGAAGAUUUGAGAGCUCAUAGCACAUUUGGAUUGGAAUGGUCAGAGCCUUUGGUCACUUUUGCUCUGGCCUGUGGAAGCUGGUCCUCUCCUGCUGUAAGGGUUUAUACAGCAGCUAAUGUAGAGGAAGAGCUAGAAGCUGCAAAGAGAGAUUAUCUUCAAGCAUCUGUUGGGAUCUCAAAGAAGAACAAACUAAUGAUUCCAAAGGUAUUAGACUGGUAUAUGCUAGAUUUUGCAAAGGAUGUUGAAUCGUUGCUAGAUUGGGUUUGCCUUCAGUUGCGUGGUAAACUCAGAGAAGAAGCUCUUAAGUGUAUGGAGAGAAAGAACAAAGAGUCACUCAUGGAGUUGGUUCAAGUAGUACCAUAUGACUUCAGUUUCAGGUUGCUAUUGCAUCAAUGAGAAAAGGUUUGGUGAUUUGUGAUGGAACCAAGGUUUCAACAAUGUUGAACACUGUAUAGAAUUGGGUUGGGGAGUGUAAAGUAGAGCAAAAGUUAAAAAUUGUUAUUGGUUGGCUGAGACCUGAGAGGAUAUAUAUAGUCAUAUGUUUGUGCUCUUUACAAUAAACAAUAGAGAGAUAGCAAUUUAUUCAAUUGAUUUUAUCUACAA